AUGAAACGGCCGCGCGUAAUCUUUGGAUACCUAAGCGAGAAGGAUUGGGCAUUCACGGAAUUUCUGUGUUUCAUGCACGCAUCAUGGCGCUACGUGGCUUCUUUGGCGGAGCCCACCGGCUACGUCUUGGACCUGAUGGUGCUCUCCGACCAGCGCUGGCUGCCGCAGGGCUACCCAUUCGUAGCCAGCUACCACUUCCUGGCGGACCCACGGGUCACUCAGAUGCUCGUGUCCAACUACGGAUACCCUAUGAAGACCGACUUUGACUGCUUCAUCACCCAGGCGUUGAUCCAGCACUUCCCACAACAAUUUGAGGUGGGCUACAUGUACUACACGCCGCUUCCGGAGACUAGGCAACGGCUGAAGCAAGUAGCAGCAAGGCUGGGCCUCCGCCACCGCGGCCUGUACGACAUAGGGCCCACGUGGUACGGCGACGUCGCCACUCUAAUCGCCGUGGCCAACGCCUCGCUGCCGCUCGUGUACUAUCUUCUUGAUCGGGAGUACGACAAGAACCCUGACGGAAGCUGGCGGCGGAACUGGGCGGCGGGGGAGGGUUGGCCUCUGUGGAGCAAGGACCUGGCGGUCAUGUACGCCCCUGACCUCGUGAUCAAUCACAUGCUGGAACACGUGACCAUCUCGCGAAAGUACGACGUCCACGGCGACAGCCGGCGGUAUACCUUCACGUUGUAUCACAUCCACUGCCAGCACGGCGACGGCGACUUCAGCAAGUUUGAGUUUUUCAGGCACCGGUACAACGACAGGGACAUCUACCGCCCUGGUGCGUUGGACUUCAAUGUGGUUAGGGACUACUCGCUGUUCCUUGCGGCGUCCACUUGGAGGCAGCUGAUGCAGCUGCAGAAGACGCUCAAGCAGAUGCAGGAGAUGGCGGAGGAGAACCGCAAGCUGUCGGUCUUCCUCGCUGAAUACAAGGCCGAUGCGGAGAAGCUUUCUCGUCUGGAGGAGGAGAACCGAGCCCUCCGCGGUGUAACCCGGCAACUGGAGGUGGAGCUACAGGACCUCAAGACCAACACCAUGCCGCGCACCGGUGCAGAGCUGGAGAUGUUCAAGAACUCUGUACGCGUGCCGGCCGUAGCCCGCAGCGUGUGCAGCAACGAUGAGACGAUAGCUCUGGGGGUCAGCACGGCGUCCGUCGACGGCAUCAACCCAGAUGCUCGCGUGCGUCGCAGCAACGUCUUCAGGCAGCUUUUGUCGGCCCUGCAAGGCAACUCCAGCAGCACCCACACGUCGCAGCCCACAUCACCCCGAGGGGGCACCUCUGCGAACGUGAUUUCCCGAGGCGUUGGUGCCAGCGGUGCCGGCGGUGGCACCAGCUCGCGGCAACGCCGGCAGCCGGGCCCCGAGGAAGCUGCCGUGAUCGGCCAUGCGGUGUACCAGCUGCUGGACCAGUUUGGUGGCCGCAUGAUGUGA
Messenger RNA from Volvox carteri f. nagariensis, 1428 nucleotides. RefSeq lists its product as uncharacterized. The coding region runs from base 1 to 1428 and encodes 475 amino acids. Lineage: Eukaryota; Viridiplantae; Chlorophyta; Chlorophyceae; Chlamydomonadales; Volvocaceae. The record is from RefSeq and is a predicted model, not a curated record. The transcript is spliced from 13 exons.